GUCAAGGGUUUGGGCACUUGAGAGGUCGAGCACGAUUUAGCUAGCUGGCCUUUUCCAUGCGCCUAGCUUGAUUCUGUCACUCUUGAGUCUUGACUCCUUGCAUUCGAUGGCCUUGAGAGUCCUUCCUUCAUGGCUCGCACGCAUACACACACAUGCACGUACGCACAAAACCAUCUUAUAUGCCAAAUUCACUUCGUCCGCGGACCGACCCUCUCCUUCAUCUAGUAUCUAGCAUCGAGCAUCUAGCAUCUAGCAUCUAGCAUCUAGCAUCUGCUAUCCAGCAUCUACACCUCUUCCGAAAGGUUAGAAUCCGUUGUCCUCGUUUAACCUUUUUUUAAACCCUCAGACAUCUUUGUUUCCUUCCUUCUUUCUCAUUCAGGUAAUUAAAUAUUCAAAUCCAAUCUUAACCCCUUCCACCUCAUCUCCAUUCAAACUAGUCUGGAGCUCCUCUUGCCUACUUGGUUCACAUUGAUACAAUUGUUCAAAUUGUUCACCGAACACCUCCCUCCCUCCCUCGACGCAUCCUCGUGGUCCAGAUCUCCCGCGCGCUCUAUUCCUCCAGCUCUCUCCGGCUCUUUAUUAGACCCUCGCUAUCCGCUCGCUCUAAUCAUUUUGGGACGCGCAACUUCAUCCGCCGCUUGUGCCUGUCUGUCUGUCUAUCUAUCUGCCUGUCUGUUUGUGUCCGUACCUAAACUCUUGAUCUAUCGGCACCCAGCAUCUAGCAUCUAGUCCCUAGCACGCAUCGCCCACACCCACACCCACACCCACACCCAGCACCCAGCACAAACCCACUCGAACAAAACACAACCCAAGCCUUUCUCCCUCCCACGACGUAGAAAAAAGUAAAAAGACAGACGGAGAGAAGAGCAACCAGACCGGGCCAGGCCAAAAUAAAUAAAAUAAACAGUGCACGCGUGGAUAAUCGCACAUUCGAGACAGAUGUGUCAAGGUUCCUCCAUCAUCCUGUUGCGGAUUUAGACAGCGAGCAGAAGAAAAAAACCUUAGAUGGCUCUCUCGCCUUCUAUUUCACCCCACACCACGACCACGGCCACCACUUCCACUUCCACUUGCACUUCCACUUGCACCUCCACCAUCUCUAAACCUCCCAAUUCCUCUUUCCUCGCCGGACAUCAUCCAAAGUCAGAUCCAAAGUCAAACUCCAAUUCGGUUUCGGUUUCGAAUUUGAUUGACGCGAGUAACGCUCAAGAUCGGAUUGUCCCAUCCUCUCUUGCCCAUAAAUCCCAUCCUGCACAUAUCUCAACCGCAUCUACACCCAAGUCCACUUGCACUUCCGCUUCCGCUAGCACCACCACCACCUCAUCAUCUCCCCCAGCCUCAAGUUCACCACCACCACUUUCGGAUAGAUCCAUUCGAGAAGGCGAAACAGGUCAAGGUUUGACGAGAGAUUCCUCGGAUUUCUCAUCUCCUGUGAAAUUGUCGGUCCGACCUCUGACUUUUGAUUCAAAAUCUUCAUUGAUACUUCGCGAAUCGGGCUCAAAGGAACUGAUACCUCGCACGUCUAAUAAUACUCCCUCCCAUAAGCAAAAUCGUCAAUCGACUAGCUCUUUAAGACAAAACCGAAGUGGCUUGUUCACCUUAGCUGUAUUGGCAAGAGACAAAACUAGCAACGCAAUUGCAAGUUUGGCUGAACCCGCGUUACGUUCACGUCCUUCACCAUCCAACACUCUAGAUUCACCUCCAGAUCAAGACACUCCUUUGAAUAGUAUUAAAAGUAGGUCCCAGUCGGCAGAAGUUACAGGAAGCAGUAUAGAUCGCAUAGAUUUAUCUUCCUCGUCCAGCGAAAACUCGACAUCGACUACACCAAACACCACUUCAGAGAAUUCACCGCCCUCGCAUUUCCUUGGUCGCCGUCAGUCGUUACUUGGUACCAACCCUCCCUCGCAGGCGUACUCGAAUACUGCUGCAGAUACCCCACCGUUGAUCCACUCCAAUCACAGGACGACAAAUUCAAGCAAGAUGCAUCAAACAUCGUCGCGCUUGUUGCGCAUGACGAGCGAUGACAGGCCAUUCACUAGAGAUUUCAAAGAUUUAUUCGCAACGUUGGUAGUCAGUUUACCGCUGGCAGGGCACCGCAUACGAUUAACUAGAGUGGAACAUUCGUUUCUUUCGGAAGAGGCUAUCAAUAAUUUGGGUUCUUUAAAAUUCUCACAAUCGAAUCGUAUGCCAGAUCCAAAAGAUCCCUCCCGUAUUGUCACCACCACCACGACAACAACAUUUUCUAUGGCGCGGGAAAUGGCUCGAUCAGUAUGUCAACGUUUCCUAGAUGCACGAUUUAUUGAAUCUGCGGACGGAAAGCAAGCAAAGGAUUUCACAAUGAAGGGAUCCAUAUGGCAGUUGACACCAAAAGGUAUUCAUAUUUUGGAAAGAUUCUGCUCGAAGAAUGGAAUACAACAAAGACACGUCGCAGAACUUGUCGCAUCCCCAAGGAAUACAAUGCAAUUGGUUAUUCUAGAAAGAGAUUCUGCUACGGACAAACUUUCCUCGGAUCGAAGCACAAUUGAGGUUAUUUUCCGCAGGUUUGUUGGUCAGAAUGGACCGAAUAUCAAGACCAGCACCACAACAGCUGAUUCGGAUUCUUUGAGCGAGUACAAGGAUGGAAUUGCUGGUGUAAGAAUGGCAGGAGAGCGUAAAGUUGGAUCGCCACCCAGAACUGUUUAUCAAACAUUUACUGGCAAGGCUGCUUGUGACUGGCUGAUGGAUUGUUGUACUACGGUGGACAGACGGGAAACCACAGAAGUUGCGUCGCUAUUUUUGGAGCAAGAACUAAUCUGGUGUGUUCAGCCCGACAGGCAAUACCAGCAGCAACUUCCUCCUUCAGAUGAUAAGAAGGAUUUCCGAUUCCAGCCUACUAAGUAUGCCUACUAUCAGUUAUCACAAAAAGGCAAGGAUGUUAUCAAUAUGACUUCGAGAGAUCGUACUUCAGAGAGCGAAGGAACUUCAGCAGCAGUAAGAGCUGGUGUAUCCCGAGACUCGAAUACUCAAAAGUUGGACAAAAUUCUGAAUGAUGCCGCACUUCGUUUACUUUUCCGCGAAAACCUUCGGGAUACCCAUUGUGAGGAGAACUUGUCUUUCUAUCUAGAUGUCGAGGAUUUCUUGAAGUCAUGCAAAGCAGCCGUAAGAAAUGUAGACCCAACCAGGGGUAAAUCAGGCGGAAGUCUCGAUUCCGUCAAGGAAACUAUGGCAUCGGCCUAUGGAAUUUACAAUGCAUUCUUAGCUCCAGGCUCACCUUGCGAACUUAACAUCGAUCAUAUGCUCAGAAAUCAAUUGGCUACCAGAAUGACCAAGGCUGUUGGACAGGAUGCUGCUAUGGUUGAAAGUUUGAAGGAAGUCACAAAGUUAUUUGAAGAGGCUCAAUUAUCUGUCUUCAAGUUAAUGGCCAGUGACUCCGUGCCAAAAUUCAUGAAGAGCUCCAAAUAUGAACAAACUCUUAAGAACUACGAUUUCGAUUCAAUAUCUCCAAAUGGACAACGGUACAACUUACCUGAACGAUCUGCUAGCAAAUCUAACAGGUAGUAUCUAGAUAAUUGCCAAUUGGCUUCACGAACCCCCCUUCCCCCCCCCCUUUAAAAUACCUCUCGCCACUUCAUCGAUCUUAGGCACCAGUUGUAUUAUUACUUCGAGAGCAGUUAUUUAGGCCUUGGCAGAGGCUUUGAAACGAUCAGUUGUCUUUUUAGCGAUUGCAUAGAUUCCCCUCGAUAUUACUUUUGGACCUGAAUAUAUCCCAGCAGAAGGAUCAAUUGGAGAUGACGAUAUUGAGAUUUCCUUUUCGAAGCCAGAAGAAUGCAGUACCGCAUACUGUACGAAUCAACCUCGACUUGAGGAACCUCACCCGGAAACGAAUGCAUUCGAUGGAGCAUCGAGAAGCUUUUUGGGGAACUGGCCAUCAUUUUGAUAUUCUGGCCUCUAUUUUUCAUUUUACAAUUUUUUUGCACGGUUUUUUUUAACUUGAUUUUUUCGACUUUCGAUGAGCGGCUUCCCGGCACUGCAUUGUAAAGCAUAAUCGACGAAUGAGAUACAUGUACAUAGCAUUUCUGGCGUUGGGGCUAUAGUUUGACCUCUUUUAUUGUGGGAGGGACGAACAAAUUCAUUGGGUGGGGUGUUGCUAUACAAAUAUAGACGGGGUGGGCGGGAGAGAAAUGGAUGGAUGGAAGGACAAAUAGUCUUUAUUUUUCUUUUCUGUUUAUGGUAAAAGGGGAGAUGGAUAAAUAUGGAGAGGGAUAGUGAUUAGUGUGAAGAAAUAGGGGGAGUGGCAGAUAGAGAUGGAAAAUGGAGAGAGGAAUAGGGGAAAGCGGAGAGGCCAAGGGGAAAAAAACUUGGAACACAAGGGAAGAAAGGAUAAAGUUUUUUGAGUGGUGCUUUAUGCUAUACCAUGAAUAUGAACAUGACCAUGACAUGAUAUUGUUUUUAUGAGAUUCUUUUUAUGAGAUUCUUUUUCUUUUACAUGCGUUUUUAGUGAUUGAAAUUUGGGGGAGAU
Messenger RNA from Botrytis cinerea B05.10, 4495 nucleotides. It is a transcript of the gene Bcsst2, whose product is annotated as Bcsst2. NCBI's taxonomy places the organism in Eukaryota, Fungi, Ascomycota, Leotiomycetes, Helotiales, Sclerotiniaceae. Gene Ontology annotation, biological process: intracellular signal transduction. The record is from RefSeq and is a predicted model, not a curated record. The transcript has 5 exons. Bases 1006 to 3534 code for a protein of 842 amino acids.